GGUGCCCUUUUGUAGGAGACCCUCAACUGAGGUCCCCUCUGCCUGUUCAGGUGGUCCUUAAGGACCCCCUGGCGCUGUUCGAAACGCCAAGGGAGUUUCCUCUCCCGCCGUCUUAGCUGACAAUCCUGACGACAAUCGGUCGCCCGACCGCUGGCUGUUGCAAAAUUGGCCGCUGCGUUUGCGCGCAAAAUACAGUCACUACGAUUGACGGUAAAUCCGGGGAAGCGCUUUGAGGGGUCUGGCUGACUUGAUCGGGCGUAGUGACAAAUGCAAGUGGUAUUAUUAUUAAAGGGGCAAGUAGGGAACACACACUGUUUUUUCUCCCCCACCAGGACGUCCUUAGAAGUAAUUCGUGUUUUUAACAACUGGCAUUUGUUUAAUUCUUUUCAGUUUAAAGGAUACCUGAGUGUCUCAAAGCGUUUAAGCUCAGACAGAAGUGGACCCCGAACAAGAAGUGAAAUUUAGAGAUAACUGGAGGCUUAUUCGAAGAGUUGGGUCUGUUAAGAGUUUUUUGAACACGGAGUGGAAGACAGAUAAUGUAGUGUUGGAAGAUGGUUUCCAGAAGAGUGGGCUGUGGUGUCUGAAAGCGGGGAGAGGCCAGGGUAGAGGAAAAAAGCAGUGGGUAUGGGCUGCAGUGUAGGUAAAACAUCCUUGAUGUUUGGGCAUCACUGGUACCUGCUCCUGACCUAAGCGAUUCCAAUGACAUCACCGAGGCCACCUCCAAACAAGAAGAGCUCCAUUUACUUCAACUGAAUGUAAAUGCUCGGCACCGGCCUGGGAGGCUAUCUAGACGAGGCCUAUCCAGGCAAUAUUUGUAUAAAGAUGUAAUUUUCAAAUAUAAGUAAGGGUGUUGUUUGAAUAGAAAGCAUAUUUCCUAGACUUUUCUUUGUCUCUAAUAUAUUUCACAAGAUUGGAGCCUGACCAUGGUCAGUCCAUCGUCUCUAACUCAUGUUGAGCUCCUGGUAAACAGGGUCUUUCACUGCAGGUGACUCCUCUCUGAAGAAAUGACAGCUGGAUCCAUAGCAGUACCACGGAUAAUCCCAUUGCGAACCCCCCUCCCUGGCAAAUCCAAACAUGAAAUUGACACAAACACUCCUAUAGAAAUCAAAUCAGAUACCUCAGAUGUCGAUAUAUACUACACUUUGGAUGGCAACAAACCUCAACAGUUGAAGAAAUCCGGCUAUGGGGAGAACUCUACCUUAAAGUACAGAGCACCUUUCACACUGCACGAUGGGAAAAUAACAGUCAAAGCUUUGGCUAUCACUGGGGAUGGCAGAGAGAGCGGCAUAGUCACCAAGGUGUUCCUUGUGGAGUAUGUAUCGUCAAACGCAGUGGAGACGUUGGAGGAUGAUGGUGAGAAUUUCCUCAAAGAUUGCGUCCAAAAACUCUCUGGGCAGGAAAUUCAAGAGGGCUUGGCCCAAACCACAGCUGUAAUCAAUACAAAUUCAAGCCAGGAAACCAAGUCAGCAUGGGAGGAGGCAACACAAAAACGUCAAGAGUCGAAGAGAGAGGGUAGCAGUCAUCACAAGUCGUUUAAAGGCCCACGUUUCUUGAACAGCCGUUUGGGAACCCCAGCCCUUGGACAUGAGCAGUCUUCAGGACAUCAAUCCCACAAGUCACAGUUUCCUGCCUCCAUUGAUGUCAGUCCUUACAAGAGCCUGAGCAGCACUCAAACCAUGAGAAUUCUGAGGGCGAGUGACUUUCUGAAAUGUGCGUAUUGCCUUGCUUCCCGUCCAUCGGAUCCUUUUGCACGUUUUUGCCAGGAAUGUGGUUCUCCUGUUCCUCCAGUGCCGGGUUCGAGGCUUCCACCUCCUGAAGGAGGUCAGAUGGGGCUCUGCAUGGAAUGCAAGUCAAUGGUCCCACUGAACACUCCUACAUGCAUUGUGUGCGAAGCCUCUAUAGCACCCCAGCUGCAGCCUCAGGCUAGCAUACGUCUCAAGGACAAGAUUAUUUGUGGAUCGUGUGGGACAGGAAAUCCAGCUAAUGUCCAUCUCUGUGUCACCUGUGAGACACGCUUAUCAAGUCCACCCAAUCUUGUUUCCAACGGAGGUUCCUCUCCACGUCUGCCAAGUCGAGAGGGGAAGAUGCUGGCCUGUUCUAAGUGUGGCCGGGUUAACAACACCAAUGCUCGUUUCUGUGACUGGUGUGGAGCUAAGCCUUUUGCACCCACAAGCUGCCUGAAGUGCUUAAAAUGUGGAGGAAUGAACCACCCCUACGCUUAUUUCUGUGGAUCCUGUGGUGCUUAUCUGGAACCUCCAGCACGGCUGGAUCCCCGAAACAGCAUGCUCUUUAGCACUGGCCAGUCUACUAUUCUGGCUGAGACCACAGACGUGCGAUCUUCUGCAACCUGGCAGCCAAUGGCCAUCUCGUUGUCAAAGUUUGGGCCAGAAUCUAAUAAAGUGGACCAGGGUACUCAGACUGUCGGAUUGUUUUAUCCGUCCUGCAAGGUGUUGGAGAAGAAGGAAAUCGAGAUUGUGUCUCAACGUGAAAAGCGAGAGAAAAUGAGUGAUCGGCGCCCCCUUCUGACAGCAGUUAGCCCUGGAAGAGGAUUUUGGAGAAAACAGCUGGAUCACAUUUGUGCACAUCUCCGAAGCUAUGCACAGAACAACACAGAGUUCAGGGCUCUUAUUGGGGAACCUCAAAUGGGAAAGAUGAUUUCAGCUAUGGUCCAUGAGGAUGGAUAUGAACUAAAUCUCAGUCUGAAUUUCAUUCUUGCUGGAGAUCAGGACCUUCUAACUGGGAAAUCAAUAAAGCUUUCAGAGAAAAACUUCCUCAGCAGCAUAACUGAGGGCAGAGACAGUCUGAAUGGCAGCCACACUGAUUUGGAAGCAAACAAGAAAUUGAAAAAAGCAAAGAAGACACAACCAGUUGCAACAAAGGAAGACAGACUGCCGCCUGAUGAUAGACAGCUACUUACGGAAGUAGGAUCAAACGGUGAUGGGAGAAUCUCAGUAAUACAGGAGUUGCUUGACGAAGGAGCAGAUCCAAACUGCACUAACAAUGAAAACAGACCAGUCUUAACUGUUGCUGUUUUGAAUCAGCAUCAUGAAGUGAUCCCAGUUUUGGUGCAAAAGGGAGCAGACAUUGAACAACAGUCAGGGCUCUUGAAUAACACUGCUCUUCAUGAAGCUGCAGAGCUUGGGGCAAAGGGUUUGAAAUGUGUGGACAUGUUGCUUGGCUGUAAUGCAAGUUUAAAGAAGAAAAACGAUAAAGGUUUAACAGCAUAUGACUUGGCUGUCAAGACUGGUAAUGACCAACUUGUCUCCUUAUUUACUGCAAAAAUGGGGCAAGGGAUGUUGGACAAACUUACCAAGCCGAAGCAUGUCGGACUGGACGUGUAUUAAUCCUUUCCUGAGGCUCAAAUAUAUUGAUCAGAAGGCUUAUGAGGUAACCUCUAGCAGAUUUUUUUUUAAUACCAUUUGUGCUAGGAGAAUGCAUUUUCAAAGUGAGACUGACAAGACCAUAUAACGAGAACUGAUAUAUCAAUAAGGAUGCUGUGUGGGCUUGUUCUGUUUGGGAUGCACACAAUCUGUGGCAUAAGUUGUUACCCAUAGGAUCCCAUCUUUUUACUAGAAGCACCUCAUACCCUGACAUUCUGAGCAUUCAGAUGAGAUCCUUAAUCUCUUGCUUCAAUAGAAAAUUGAUUCUUUAACAAACCGAAGAUUAUAUAUUCCCCUUGGUUUGAUUUUCUAAUAUAAUUUAUGUAUGUGUUUUAAAUAAAAAAAUUUAAAAACGAA
Molecule: messenger RNA, 3737 nt
Organism: Callorhinchus milii (elephant shark)
Lineage: Eukaryota; Metazoa; Chordata; Chondrichthyes; Chimaeriformes; Callorhinchidae
Gene: dzank1
Product: double zinc ribbon and ankyrin repeat domains 1
Exons: 20
Coding region: 1005-3344 (779 amino acids)
Biological process (GO): eye photoreceptor cell development
Molecular function (GO): protein binding
Source: RefSeq, a predicted model, not a curated record